This is a messenger RNA of Amphibalanus amphitrite, 1544 nucleotides long. Its product is annotated as protein mab-21-like. Bases 96 to 1232 code for a protein of 378 amino acids. NCBI's taxonomy places the organism in Eukaryota, Metazoa, Arthropoda, Thecostraca, Balanomorpha, Balanidae. The transcript is spliced from 2 exons. The record is from RefSeq and is a predicted model, not a curated record.
GGCCGCCCGCCGCGGCCGGCCGGUGGGCGGCGGCAGUCUGGGCGCGGCGGUGACGGCGGCGGCAGCGGCGCGGUGACGACGGCGGCGCAGUACGAAUGCUCGACCUGGCCAAGAUGCCGACCGACGGCCUAGGCGGCCACCUGGGCUCGGAGGUGCUCUCCGCCCAGUCGCAGGCGCUCUUCCACUUCAACCGCUACUACGCCGAGCGCGUGCAGGCGCGGAAGGCGGCCGUGGCCAAGACGGUGCGCGAGGUGUGCAAGGUGGUGCAGGACAUUCUGAAGGAGGUGGAGGUGCAGGAGCCGCGCGUGAUCUCCUCGCUCACUGAGUGCAAUGGACGGUUCGAGGGUCUCGAGGUGCUCUCCCCGACAGAGUUCGAAGUCGUUCUCUACCUGAACCAGAUGGGAGAGUUCAACUUUGUCGACGACGGCACCAUCCCGGGCUGCUCGGUGCUCAAACUCAGCGACGGCCGCAAGCGCAGCAUGUCGCUGUGGAUCGAGUUCAUCACCGCCUCCGGCUACCUGUCGGCCCGGAAGAUGCGCGCCAAGCUGCAGACCCUGUGUGCGCAGGCGUGCGACAAAUCACACUACCGCGACUGUGUCAAGAUGAUCGGCGACACGACCGAGGUGCGGAUGCGGAUCCGUGACCGGUACGUGGUACAGGUGACGCCGUCGUUCCGCUGUGCCGGUGUGUGGCCGCGCUCUGGCGCCCACUGGCCCGUGCCGGGCAUUCCGUGGCCGCUACCUAGUCUGGUAGCCGAGGUGAAGGCCGAGGGCUUCGACCUGCUCAGCAAGGAGAGCCAGGCGAUCCAGAGCAAACAGAACUCGAUGGAGGGCGACGCCUGGGUGCUGAGCUUUAACGAGGCCGAGAACAGGCUGCUGUACGGCGGCUGCCGCAAGCGCGUGCUCUCGUUGAUGAAGACGCUGCGGGACAGGCACCUGGACCUGCCCGGCAGUCCGGUCACCUCCUACCACCUCAAGAUCCUGCUGCUGUACGAAUGCGAGAAGCACCCUCGCGAGCUGGAGUGGGACGAGUCGGCCAUCUACGACCGGGUUCUGGGCCUGCUGGUUCAGCUCAUCUCGUGUCUGCAGAACCGGCGGUGCCCGCACUACUUCCUGCCGGCGCUGAACCUCUACAAGGGCAUCUCGCCGGCCGCCAUGGACACCGCCGCCAAACAGGUGUGGCGCCUGCUCAGAGACCUCAUGUUCAACCCCAAGGCGCUCGAGAAGUUGUGAGCCGAUGUCGCAGGCCGACGUGGCCCGGACGAGGCCGAGACAGUGAUCGUGAAUAGUGAUCCGUGAGUUGCAGUGACUGCCGUGAUCGCCGUGAGUGCCGUGCUGCCGUGAGUGACGCGCGAGGGACGAUGUCGGCAGCGGCGGCGGACAGUGGACGGUGGAAACAGAUAUAGUGCACCACAAACGAUCAGAAUGGGGUGAACGGAAGGCGCUGGGCGCAUCACACCGCACCCAUGCAAUGGACACGCCUAUAAGUAUAUAUGUUUGUUGUUAUUUAUUUGCUAGCUCAGUCAAUACAGUGAUACCAAUGUA